Molecule: messenger RNA, 913 nt
Organism: Angiostrongylus costaricensis
Lineage: Eukaryota; Metazoa; Nematoda; Chromadorea; Rhabditida; Metastrongylidae
Source: the annotation of a GenBank genome assembly
GUAUCGGUCUAUAAUGACUGGAGAGAAAACAGCAGUACCUACGGUAAAAGCACAGGCUUCAACGACCGUAUUAGAUGAAAAAUCGAAAUUUCAAGUACCCAGUUGGGCUUCACGACCACCACCUGGAUCACAUCUGGAUGUUUGUAAAGGAGAUCAGCUUAUACAGAAGUUGAUGAUCGAUGAGAAAUCAACUUACUACUUUGGUCGAAAUCCGAAGCAAGUCGAUUUCGCUGUUGAACAUGCUUCAUGUUCUCGAGUCCAUGCUUUACUACUUUAUCAUGGAGUGUUGAAUCGAUUCGCACUAGUGGAUAUGGACAGUAGUUCGUAUACACUACGGUUAAAAUUAAUGCAAUCGAAGGAGAAUGAAGACGAGGAGAAAGAGAAGAUGCCUAGUGAGCAAGAAUUAGAGAAUGUGACCGAGUACAAUACAGCUCUGAAUCGACGUAUUCCACAACUUCCAAUAUCAGCCGAAGAAGCGCGCCGAAAAAAGCGUCCGCGCGGUAACGUCGCUUUCAUUGAACAAGAGGAGAUUAUCAAUCCGGAGGAUGUUGAUCCAACAAUUGGUCGCUUCCGAAAUCUUGUAGCAACUGCUAUUAUAUCGAAUAAUCCCGCUAAAAGAGUAGCACCAGAAACGAAAGGACAUGAACCACCUCGCAAAAUCGUGCGACCAUUCCGGGACGUUUCCUUAUCGUCACCAAUGUGUUCGACGCUAGGUGGCAUGUCACUAAACGCUGCUCCGGAUUUGGAAUUGUAUAGUAAAACAUUACCAGAACCAGGAAUGCAUAAUAUGUUCCCACUUGGAAGUUUUUCAGUACAUCCGCAUGUGGUUACAAUGGAUAGUGAUGAACCGCAUAAGAAGAAAUACGCAAAGGAGUCAUGGCCUGGUAGAAAACCAACUUCUGGGGUUUUGUAG